Molecule: messenger RNA, 710 nt
Organism: Coregonus clupeaformis (lake whitefish)
Lineage: Eukaryota; Metazoa; Chordata; Actinopteri; Salmoniformes; Salmonidae
Product: trafficking protein particle complex subunit 5-like
Exons: 3
Coding region: 64-630 (188 amino acids)
Biological process (GO): endoplasmic reticulum to Golgi vesicle-mediated transport
Cellular component (GO): TRAPPIII protein complex; TRAPPI protein complex; TRAPPII protein complex
Source: RefSeq, a predicted model, not a curated record
CCGGAACAGGAAGUACAAUUUGUUUGCAAAUUGUGCUGCUAAGAACAACAACUGAAAUUGAAAAUGGAGACUCACUUCACCAUGGGCAAGUCUGCGAUUCUAGAGCGCUCGCUCACCCGACCCAAGACUGAGGUCAGCGUGAGCGCAUUCGCUCUGCUCUUCUCUGAGAUGGUGCGGUACUGCCAGAGUCGGGUGUACUCUGUGUCCGAGCUGCAGGCACGCUUGGCAGACUUGGGUCAAGGCGUGGGGGCCAGCCUGCUGGACGUGCUGGUGUUGAGAGAGAAGAAUGGAAAAAGGGAAACCAAAGUGUUGAACAUACUGCUCUUCAUCAAGGUGUCGGUUUGGAGGGCCCUGUUCGGCAAGGAGGCAGACAAGCUGGAGCAGGCCAACGACGACGACAAGACCUACUAUAUCAUUGAGAAGGAGCCCCUGAUCAAUGCCUUCAUCUCGGUGCCCAAGGAGAACAGCACGCUCAACUGUGCCGCUUUCACCGGGGGCGUGGUGGAGGCCAUUCUCACACACAGUGGCUUCCCCGCCAAGGUCACGGUGCACUGGCACAAGGGCACCACGCUCAUGAUCAAGUUUGACGAGGCCGUCAUCGCCCGAGACAAGGCACUGGAGGGCAGAUAGGAUAUACAGUUUUCUAUGGGAUUAAGGUCUGGAGACUGGCUAGUCCACUCCAGGACCUUAAGGUGCUUCUUCUUGAGCCA